AUUUAACAAAGUGGAGUGAUACUGGAUAUAAACAAACACAAACGAUGUGGAAAUGGCAGAGCGCAAAAUAAUGCGAAAAGACGAAACGUGUCGCACGAUAAAAUUUAAAUUUGUGUCAUUAGUGCAUUUAACAUUUAUCGAUCGAAUUUCACUGUUGGCCCGUUGCUAGUAGUGCUUGGCGUCAGAUGUAUGAAGUCAAAGAGGCGCGUACACCUUUGUACAUAUGUUUGAUAAUUUAGGUCUUCAAAUUUUUGGAAUUGCGAAAUGGUCAAUGAUUUUCACACACACUCCAUUCACGGUUAGGUAACAGUCUAUAAUUUUCAUCGCGGAAUCACGUUUCGGAUUUAAGUCCACCAAAAGUCUGCUUCUUACAUUUUAUGGAAAACGAAAUAAUUGGCAUCAUAAACUUAACUAAAGUUAUGUCAAAGAGAAAGAAAUAUUAUUAAGUAGCUGACAAUGCUGCCAAUGCCACAAACGCGCUAUCUAUCGACACCGGAAUGAUAAUCCUUUCAGCUUUUCCACAAUUCAUCAAUAUCAGUACCGGAUUCUUCCAAUAUCGUCAAUAAUAAGGAGCUCUUCUUAACAUAAAUAAAGAUGCCUGGACUCGUUGUUUUUAGGCGGCGUUGGUCAGUAGGCUCAGAUGAUCUCGUAGUGCCAGGAGCAUUUUUGUUAAUUACACAUCUUAUAUGUUUUGUAAUUGUGUUGGCAUCAUUAUUGGUAUUCGAGUACAAUCUCACGGUUUUGAACUUAAAACUACUAUUCUGUCUCUACAUUUCUUAUGUGAUAAUUUUAUUUUGUUCAGUUUGCGUUGAGGCGGGUAUCUGUAUUAUAUCUAUGCGGGGUAGUAUUCUGGACUCUGCCGCACGAACAACGAUUAACUUUUGGAUAUAUUUUAAGAGCAUGGUAAUAUUUUUUGAUAUUACUUGGUUAGUAUUAGGUACAAUAUGGUUGACAAACUAUUAUUUUAAUUCGCCCAUCGAUGAGGCCAAGAAGAUUUUCAUGGCAAUUGUUAUUUGCAACUGGGCAUUGGUGUUCAUAACUCUUAUUACCAUUUGGUGUACAUUCGAUGCUGCCGGCCGUUCAUGGGUUAAAAUGAAAAAGUAUCAAAGGUCAAUGAGAGAGACUGAAUCUCGCUUCAAUUAUAAGCGCAGCAACAGCAUGAAUCGCAAUUGGCGUCAACGAAAAGUGAUGCGUGCGUAUCAAGACAGUUGGGACCAUCGAUGCCGUCUAUUGUUCUGUUGCAUGCGUAGCACCGAUCGCAAUCGGAAUUCCUUCACCGACAUAGCCCGUCUGCUUAGCGAUUUCUUUCGCGAACUAGAUGUGGUGCCAUCAGAUGUCGUGGCAGGUUUGGUGUUAUUGCGAAAAUUUCAAAGAAUAGAACGCGAAGCCGUUGUUCGCCAGCGAAAGAACGGCACAUACGAGUUCCUGAGCGGCGUGCCAAUCACUGAACGCACUCAGUUCCUAGCUUUAAACGAUGCUAAAAACUACGAUUUCUUCCAAACAAUCAUACACUACAUGUAUUUCGCUCAGGGUGCCUACGGCUGGCCAAUGUACUUCAUAAUAAAUCGCUCUAAACUGUAUAAUUUGCUGCCUGAGUUAAAAUGCUUUACUUGUUGUUGCCGUCCCCAAACUGAUACACCACCCACUGUUAUACAAGACAACUGUUGUUUUUGUAAUUAUGCCGCCCUAAAGAAAACAUUGCAAGUUGGUGAUAUAGAAAUCAUCUAUGCCACCUAUCAUGUUGAUGUUGGUGAAACGCCGUUCUUUGUAGCUGUAGAUUACACACAAAAGAAAAUUGUUGUUAGCAUACGAGGAACACUUAGUAUGAAGGAUAUACUCACAGAUCUAAAUGCAGACGGAGAAGUAUUGCCGCUCUCACCACCGCGAGACGAUUGGCUGGGCCACAAAGGGAUGGUGCAGGCGGCUAUUUAUAUUAAGAAUAAAUUAGAGGAAGAAGGACUGAUCGAGCGAGCGCUAAGUCAUAAUCGUGAUAGGGGAACACAUAAAUUUGGCCUAGUUUUGGUGGGUCAUUCACUUGGCGCUGGGACUGCGGCUAUUUUAGCCAUACUCAUGAAAGCAGACUAUCCUUCGCUGCAGUGCUUUAGUUAUUCCCCACCAGGUGGGCUACUUAGUAUGCCUGCGGUUGAAUACACGAAAUCUUUUAUCACAUCCGUUGUGUUGGGGAAGGAUGUAGUACCUCGCAUCGGAUUACACCAAAUGGAAGCUUUGCGUGCUGACCUAAUUAAUGCAAUUCAACGAAGUGUAGAUCCGAAAUGGAAAACAAUAUCCUGCUCGGUUAUUUGCUGUGGUUGUGGAGCUGAACCCACAUCUGUUGUUGAGAUGUCUGGCAAAGAUAUCCAUAUUAACCAAUACCAAGAGCAAAGAGACUCUGCUCGCUCAACAAGUGCGCAUCCCACAGACAGCUCUAUUGCCUUGACAUUACACCAGCCUCUGUACCCGCCUGGCCGAAUAAUUCACAUAGUUCGACACCAUCCAAAACCUGAAGAGCAAAAGUUCGACAGCGGUUGGAGAAGUGUUCUUAAGAGCCACGAGCCGGUUUAUCAGGCCAUCUGGGCUGAUACCUGCGAUUUCGAUGAGGUUCUCAUAUCGCCAGUAAUGCUGCAGGAUCACAUGCCGGACAAGGUGCUGGCGGCACUCAAAAAGGUUGUAACCACCAGUGGACCACGCAAACCGCAACGUCAAACUUCAAAUGCAUUCUCGACCAUAUCUAACGACUACAAUCCUUAUGAUUUUGAAGUCGAGCGAAUAUCUUCUCUCGGUUCUGUAGAUCCAAUAAACGUUUUAAAACUUGAAAGCAACCAAUAUAAGCAACUAUCGCACAGCUCAUUUCCUAACAUAAGCAGCUCCAUAAACUUAACACCAACAACACAGCACAAAAUUUGCCAUGAAACUUCUUUUGCAAAUUUACAAGCCCCCCUGGAUAUACAAACGAUAGCUGCGCAAUAUGUUGCUGGACCAAAUUCUAGUAAGACAUCAUCGAUUGCAGGCAGCAUUUUCGGUCGGAGUCAGCUGAGUUCAGCUCAGUAUGACAUAUCAGUGGAUGAGAGUAUAACAACCGUAACGCGUCGAAGUCCUUCAGUACCGAGCGAAACUGCCACAGUGAUCAUAAAUUAUCCAGAUCAAUUACCUAUCCACCGCCUGAAGGCUGUUGCUUUCGACAUUGAUAGCAAUUUUGGUAUGCCAAUAAAAUUGGCGUCGCCGCAAGCUGCGUCUAAAGUUAACCUAUAUCGUCAAUAUUCGGCGCGUGCCGAUAAGCGGAAGCGUAAUCUGCCCAUAACAGCAUUGCGUAGGGCUUCGGAUGCGUCGCGACCAAUCGAUUUGCUGCAUGAUGACUGGCUCGGUUUAGCGCCAUUAGCUAGUCCCGAAACGUUAUCGGAGAUCUCAAGCAUCUCGUCGCGCACAAGUGCACCUAUUAGUUUGGCUAACAGCAUAGAACGGUAUUUGCAUAACUUGAACUUAAGCGGCGGCGAUAAUGCAAACGCACGACCGAUGCUCGAAGACAUUUUUGAAUCACAAAUGCAUACUCCUAAAAUAAUGCGGCGAGCGCCCAAGUUUAGUGAAAACCUGUCAACAUGCGCAGAGGACAGUCGCAAUCUGGAUCAAUACAAGCGAAUGGGCCGAGUGUUUGUCACAUUGCCGCCCAUCUUUGGCGACAGCUAUAGUAAUAAUAAUAACAACAAUCAGCAAUCAAGCUUCGAUUCAAGUGACGAUAGUUACGAAUCGGCACAGAGUCUUAGUCGAGUUCAGUUGAAACUUAAAGCCGCUCCUGUACAGGAAUCUAUUGGUGCCAAUGCCCUCCAAUCUAAGCAGAGUUCAAAGUCAGCCGAUCCAUUAGAUGGGGAUACUACUGAACAAAGGCAAGCUCAGCAUCCUGCUAAGAAACUAACUUUUAGUGAUAGUGAAAUUCUAAAUGAAGAUUGCCAGGGGCAAUGCCCUAAUUGUCCAUGCCGAUUGGAUGUGAGAUGUGAAGUUAAAGUUGAUUGCUGCCAGCGCGUGGAGCACAGCCAAUGCUUAAUGGUGGGUUUGAACAAAGAAAGGAAUAGUGGAUCAGGUGAAACUACUUUUUAUAGCGCAAACUCGUCCAUCGAACAGUUCUCGACGCCUGGUAGGUUCAUUUGCUGUAACAAAACCGCCUCUAAUGGCAACUCUGAGUGCCAAAGUGUCACCGAGGAGACAUUAGUCAUACGACCGGGUGUACUCGAAUCUCAUUUUCCGGUGUAUGAACCUGAUUGCCAUCCAGCGCACCAUAAUAGUACACAAACUGCAGGUGUCGCGAAAAAAAAUCAAUCCCCUGAGUCUACUCCUCAAUCGCAUGCCGACUCAACACAACAAAUGAGGCGCGAUGUAAUUGGUGGCCGCAUACGCAAACGAUUGUCAUCCGAAGAGUUUAUAUUCACCCGCACUGAGGAUUUGCCACUAAUUGCCCAGCUGGGAGAGAAAUCAAACAAACGUAAGGGGUGCGUUUAUCCGGCGCUGAAUAAUUAUAAUAUUCGGAUAGCACGACCAGUGCCAGUGCACACAAAUGCAACAACAACAACGACUACAAUACCAACUACUGCUGCUACUCCAGCCUCCACCUCAUCGCAUUUACAAAUACAAAAUAAUGCAAAUCAACUAGAUUCACUACCUACUUCGAGUCCCCCUAGCAAAUGUUCUAGUCUAAUAUUUCCUAUAGCGAAUAGUGAAGAAAGUAGUGUCUGAAAUUCGUGGCAAGUACCUAAUUAAAUAUACUUAUACAUACAAAAAAUAAGUUUACAUACAUAAAUAUGUAGUAGUUAGUGCACGUAAACACGUUAAUAAGACAGACAGAUACAUACAUAAAUGCAUCUUGUACAAAAUCCCUAAGAAAUGUAUUUUAUGUUACCGUCGCACCUGAGGAGCUAUCCAAUCUCGGCUAGUUAGUGAAUCAUCAACAUUUAUGCAUUGAAACGAAGUGCAAUAUAAACCAUCUAUACAACUGUGAUCAUAAAGAGAUAAACUGUUUUUAUUAAAAUAAAUGGGAUAUGUUGUAUUUGCUGUAAAAAACGUGUGAUUGGUAAAUAAAGUAUCCUCAAGUAGUCGGCUAAAGACCUUUUUGAUAUUGAAAUAAUA
Messenger RNA from Rhagoletis pomonella (apple maggot), 5112 nucleotides. RefSeq lists its product as uncharacterized. The transcript has 17 exons. Gene Ontology annotation, cellular component: dendrite membrane; postsynaptic membrane. Bases 595 to 4722 code for a protein of 1375 amino acids. Gene Ontology annotation, biological process: lipid metabolic process. The record is from RefSeq and is a predicted model, not a curated record. NCBI's taxonomy places the organism in Eukaryota, Metazoa, Arthropoda, Insecta, Diptera, Tephritidae.